Molecule: messenger RNA, 8396 nt
Organism: Closterium sp. NIES-67
Lineage: Eukaryota; Viridiplantae; Streptophyta; Zygnematophyceae; Desmidiales; Closteriaceae
Source: the annotation of a GenBank genome assembly
UACCAUGCCGCCGUGCUGGUGUGACAUGAAUUCCAGCAGGCAUCCCACAUUCACUGAUUCCCUCCCCAUGCAUCCAUGUGCGAUCCUCGUUGCGGUGUGCUGGGCUCCGCUCGUGGUCCCCGAAUUCGCCCAUCUAUCCGUGUAUCCAAAGUCGCAGUCACGAGCCCUGUCGGUCUGGAUGGAACAUCGACGGUCAGCAGGAACUGAUCGUUCUGUGACACCAGCUUACAGUUAUGUUCGAGAGUCAUGUCCUGUCCCACUCAGCGUUUAUCCAAACCUCAGGCUGCCUUACCUCCUCGGGCUAUCGUUCCAGACCAGGCCUUCCCAUGUCCUCUCAUGCGUCGAAUCCGAGUGGUCCCCACACUGAAUAGUGGUCCCCUCGUUAAAUUUGAUCGGAUUCACAUGAAUUCGGCUCGUCCCGCCUUCGUCUCGCCUGAAUCUCGCAAUCUGCGGCCACGGGUGGAGAUACUUACUCCUAAGAUGGUGUUUUGCAACCACUUCAGCUACUCCAAGCGCUCUCAAUUUCCGCGAUACUUUUGACCUCUCUGGCCUGCUGGAAUUCAUGGGUGUUUUCCACUGAAUCUGAAUCCGACUUUGCUGUGCGUCAUAACUUUCCGCGAACCAGCUGCCGUCCAUGGCUGGUCUGAAGUACGACCCUGACUUCUGGAACGUGGUUCAACAGCGGCUGCAGCCCAGUCCACAGGAGGUGCCACCACCAGUUCAUGUCCCUGCCGAAUCCAGCGUCACCCAAGAAUCUCCUCAUGGUGGUGACCAGGACCCUAGUGACGCCGGUGGAAUCACGGUGGUGAUAGAGGCGAAGCAGCCUGAAGUGGAGUGGGUGGAUCCUACUCAGAUCCGAUUCAGCCAGUCCACCAUAUGCGCUGCCUUCUCACGCCCACCAGCUAAGGCAGCCCAGGACACAGCGCUGGAAUCGAACAGCUAUGCACGCGUUGCAGCAGCAGCGCCAAGGAGCAGCAAGUACACCAUCUACGAUGCCUUGCGGGACCUCAACGAGGAAAAAAGCAGAGUGGACCACUUCCCCCCGAUCCGAGUGGUGGAGCACGAGGGGCUCACUUUCUCCCUGGACAAUCGCCGCCUCUGGGUGUUCAAGAUGUUCGGGAUCCCGGGGUUGCGCGUGCGUGCACGCCGUGUGCCUGCUGACAAGGAGCUGUUUCAGAAGCUCACGUGCUCGGGGGUGGGGGAUGAGAGAGGGAGGACGGUGAGGGUGCUGUCUGAGGAGGAGGCGAGGAAGGUGGGGCGGGUGCGGCAGCUGGAGCAGCACGUGCUCAAGUGGAGCGUGGAGGACAUCAUGAACGACUACCUGCUCGUCAGGAAGGUGCGGCCUAUCCCCGACACCUUCCCUGACAUCCGCUCCUACCUCUCUGCCUUCCGCUGGCCGCUGGUAGAGGAGUGCCGUGCCAGCCUCAAGUCCAGCCUGGGUCAGCUUUCAGCAGCAACUCCCAUGCGCAUAGACAUUCGCAAACUGGAGAGGCUGGAUGGGUAUGUGGCAGGCGCGGACUAUGAUGGCGAUGAGGAGGAGGAGAGUGAGGAGGGUGGAGGGUAUUACAUGGGGCAGGAUGAUCCUUUUGGCAGUGAUUGGAAUGGUGAGAGUGACGGGUACGGAGAUUUGUUUGGGGAGCGUACGAGGGUGAAGAAGCAGCAGGCGAAGGUGCACUCUGAUACAGGGCGGUUCUGUGCGGUGGUGUUUGAGGUUGACCGGGAGAGCCUGGCUCGUGACAGGGCAGCAGGGAGAGCCGGAGGCAGCGAUUCUGAAGAGGUGAAGCUGAAGCCGACUGAUGUGGUGCUUCUGUCCACUGUUGCUCCUACCCAGCCUGACGACCUGCUGCGCUCAGGCGUGCUGUACCUGUUGGGGGUUCUCCUUCCUGACAAGAAUGCAGCAGAGGGUGGAGGAGACGGAAACUGCUACUUCAAGGCCAAGAUCUUCGCUCCAGAGGACUCGCCUGAGGCCAAGGCGUUGGAGGAGAUGCUGGGGGAGGAGAAGGGCGACGGGGAGGGUGCGAGUGUGACGUGGUAUGCGACUGCGGUGGAUAGCUUCGCCACGCCCCAGCGCAUCUGGGAUGCACUGCAUGAGCCGCUGAAUGCGGAGGAGUGGGGUGGAUUGGGGGAGCCUGAGAGUGUGAGGAUGAAGAGAAGGAUUCUGGAGGAGCUGCUGUGUUCGGAUGGGAGGCGGGGCGAGGGCAGGAGGGGUGGAGUGAAGUGGAACAGAGGCGAAGAUAGAGAGCAACGUCUGACCACGUGCCCUCCAGCCAUCGCCAUCCCUCCCGAGGUGGUUCCAGAGCUGAUGCAUGCUGUGGGCGAGUUCUGCCAUGCGCGCCGUCUCAACCAUCCGCAGCAGGCAGCUGUUCUCGCCUGCCUCCGAGGCUUCCUCACUGCUGCCGCUUCGACCAACGCUGCUGCCUAUUCUGACUCCUCCUCUCCCUUCUCCAGCACGCCUUUCUCCUCCUACUCCUCCUCCUCGUCCUCGCAAUUCUCUUCCUUCUCCUCGUCGCUGCACUCCUCCGCUGCGCCUCGCUUGCUGCAGCUGGUGCAGGGGCCGCCAGGCACAGGCAAGACGCACACAGUCUCUGUGCUUCUCUCUAUUGUGCUCUCCCUUGGCGUCCGCACGCUCGUCUGCGCCCCUACCAACGUGGCCACGGCUGAAGUGGGCAGGCGAAUGCUGCACUUGGCUCUUUCAUCCGACCCGAACACUCAGUUCGCAGGGUAUCACCAUGCCCAGCAGCAGCCGCAGUAUGGAUCCAUCAGUAAGGAAGAUCUAUUCAACGCGUUUGUGCAGCGCGGAAAGCUGAGGAUUGGGGACAUAGCCCUUGUGGUGAAUGAGGAUCGACUGGAGAUAGACUCAGAGCUGGAUAUGAUUCUGGUGGGGAGUGAGAGGACCGAGGCAGGUAAGGAUGGGAGGAGGAAGACCAAACUCACUGGUCGGAUGGGGAGACUCGUCGGUGCUCUGUCACAUCUGACCGGCUGGAGAGAGACCUUCCAGAAACUGGUUGGUUUCUUGGAGAGCUCUUGGGUGGAGCUGAAUGACCAACUCCAAGCUGGGGUCAAGGAAGCGGACGAGAAGGCAGGUCAGGAAGAGAAGCCUACAAGCGCAGGUGGCCAAGGCAGUGGCAGGAGCGAUAACACGAAGGCUGGGAAGAAGGUGGAUGCCCUCAGCGUAGUGCAUUACUUCCAGAACGGUGUGGCUCUACUCUCGCAGCCUGCUAUGGAGCAGGCCGUGAAUCUUGCAGAGGACCUUCCGUCGGCUCUUCUGCCUGAGAAUGAGCGGCUGCUGCUGCUCCAGGCGUUUGAUCUCAUGGCAGCGCUGCAGCAGCUGGUGAAGUGUGCUGGACUGUCUCCUGCCGAUGUCAUGACGUGGUUAUGUGGCACGGCGGAAAUUGGAGGAGGAGGAGAAGGAGAAGGAGUAGGCGGUGUGGAAUCAGUGGUUGAGGCGGCUAGGGUUUUGCUUGGGCUUGGAGGGAGAGCUGGGGGUGGUCUGGAAGGUGGCGGUGCUAAGAGAUCUAGAAGCAGUACUAGCACCAGGGGCGGUAGCAGGUUGGAGACGAUUCGUUGCUCUAGCAACACGAGCAAAGGCAGAAUUCCCACUUCUACAAUCACAUCGGUGCAAGCCCGGAGUCUCUUUCUCUCCAUCCGCAGCUGCCUGCGCCUGAUUUCUAACGCAAGCCCAGCUUACAGCAUCCCGAAGCUAGGCAACACCCCCUCCUCUGGCACCAUCGCUGCAGUGUGCGUUGAGAACGCCAAGCUUGUUCUCUCCACCGUCUCCUCGUCUGCGCGCGCUCUGCUGCGGUACUCCCCCCCCUUCCCCCUGCUGCUGCUGGACGAGGCAGCCCAGCUGGUGGAGGCAGAGAGUCUGGUGGCCCUAGAGGCCAAGGGGCUGCGCUACGCUGUGCUCGUGGGUGACACCAAGCAACUUCCAGCCACAGUCAUGAGUAAGAUAGCAACGGAGGCGAAUUACAACCGCAGCCUGUUUGAGCGGCUGCAGGGCAAGGGGUGGGAGGUGCAGAUGCUGAGUGUGCAGUACCGCAUGCACCCCGACAUCAGCCGCUUCCCCUCGCACUGCUUCUACCAGGGGCGCAUCGAGGAUGGGGCCAACGUGUGCCACCCCUCGCACUGCCCGCCGCACCUGGAGGCACUCUUUGGCCCGUAUGUGUUCAUGCACGUCAAAGGCAAGGAGGAGAGGGAGGUGGUAUCAGUGGAGGGUGGCUCUCGCAGUAUCGCGAAUUCGGUGGAAGCUGUGGUGGUGCUGGCGCUGCUCAAACGACUCUCGGACGCGUGCAAGGGUGCACCAGGAGCGAGCGCGGGGGCAUUUCUCAAAGUGGGCCUUAUCUCGCCGUAUGCCUUGCAAGUGGAGUAUCUAAAGCGAGCUAUGGAGUACCAGGCGUGGCCGCACCUGGUGGUGGAGGUGAAGAGCGUGGAUGGCUUUCAGGGCAGGGAGUGCGACGUCAUUAUCGUCAGCACUGUGCGCUCCAACAGCCACGGCAGCAUCGGAUUCGUCUCUGACGCCAGGCGCCUGAACGUGGCCAUUACUCGGGCACGGUACUGCAUGUGGGUGGUGGGCGACAGGGAGACGCUGCAGCGCGGGGACAGCACGUGGGAGCAGCUGCUGGUGGACGCGGAGCAGCGCGGGUGUGUGGUGGAGGCGCAGAGGGACGUCAAGCUGCGCAGGGCCAUCGAGAGGCGCCAGAUGGAGCUCGGGGAGGUGCAGCAGCUGCUGCUACCCAACUCGGGCCUCUGGGACUCGCUUCCUUGGGAGGCCACGUUCAGCAUUGAGUUUCAGAACAGUAUGCGCAAGCUGCGGUCGCUCGAGGUGAUCAACGCGGUGCGGCGGCUGAUGGGCGGGCACCGGCCGCAGCGCAGCAGCAAGCCGCGGCACAUCCUCAAGGACCCGCGGUACUACGACAUCAUCCACGUGCAGGCUGUGGGCAAGCGCCACCUCAUCUGGACUGUGGACGUCUCCCGCACCACGUUCAAACAGAUCAUCAGAGUGUGGGAUGUGGUGGAGGAGCAGAAUGUGCCAAAGUGGCUGCGUCGCCUGGAAGGGGGACUAGGAACGUACUCAGAUGAAUACGUGGACCGCUGUGCUAGAUGUGACGACCCCCUCGCUCGCAGGGUGCAGCCUCUGCAGUUCCCCAAAGACUCGGACUUCUCCUGGCAUCGGGUGAAGCCAACACGAGAUGCAUCUGCAGCUGCUACUGAUGCAGCUGAGAGCGCCCUGGAGCGGGCGCCAGUGGACGAGAGUGUGCUUCUAAUGAAGUUCUACCAGCUCUCCCUGGGCUCAGCCCGCCAGCUGGUGACAGCAGCACAGGGCGAGCUACCGUUCGAGGUGAACGAGCAGGAGGCGCUCAUAGUGCACUACCCUGGGAGCCUCUUUGUGCUCGGACGGUCGGGCACAGGCAAGACUACUAUCAUCACGCAUCGCCUGCUGCAGCUGGAGCGGCUGUUUAUGAGAGCCAUGGGUGAACGUGGGGGGCUGCCGCCAGGGAUGGGGCUCGAGGGGGGGGGCAGAGGGGUGGCAGAGGCGGGAGGAGCUGGAGGUGUUGUGGAAGGAGGAGGGAGAGAUAGGGUGGGUGAUGGGAAGGGGAGUGGAAAGGAGGAGCCCGCAGGGGGGGGUGUGGUGGAGACGCUGCGGCAGGUGAUUGUGACGCUGAGCCCGCGGCUGUGUGCGGCGAUUCGACACCAUGUGACCAAAGUCAGGCGAACCAUGCUCGAAGCAGACGCUAUCCUUCCUGCCAGCAACACAGCACCCAAGGCAGGCGAAGGGGAGCAGCAGCAGCAGCAGGAGGAGGAGGCAGGGGGGCAGGAGGAGCUGUUACUAUCAGAAGAAGCAGAGGAGAAGCUCAUGGGCGAUCUACCUGAGUCUCUGGACCAGGUGCAGCCUGAUGCAUUUCCGCUCGUGAUUACCUUCAAAAAGCUGCUCAGCAUGGUGAAUGCCACCCUGGUGCGUCCGUUCCAGCAGGAUAGGUUGAAGGCGGGUGGAUGGCAUGGGAAGGGGAAUGCGGCCGGUGGGUGGAAGAGUGGGGGUUCUAGGGGCGGGAUGGCUGGGGGAAGGGAUGGGGAUGGCAGUGACGAUGAGGGCAGUGACUUUAAUGGGAGUGAUUACGGGUCGAGUGAGGAUGAUGAAGAUGAUGACGAGGAGGAGGACGGAGCCGGGGACCCGUUUUCUCCGAAGGGCUGGCGCGAGUCACAUUGGCAUAGGAGGGAGACGAGCAGCAAUGGCGGCCCCAGCCGUGGCAAUGGCAGUGGCAAUGCUGCUGGAGGCAGUGACAGCGGCAGCGGCAGCGGCAGUGGCAGUGGUAGUGGUAGUGGCGUCCUUUGUCUUCCUGAUGAAGUAGACUACGACCGGUUCGAGGCCCUCUACUGGCCGCAUUUCAACACGGCAGUCAGUCGCAAGCUGGACGCCUCCCUGGUGUACAAGGAGUUCUUCUCGCACAUCAAGGGCUCCCUGCACGCCCUCAGGUCCCCACGGGGCAGGCUGUCUCAGGAGGACUAUGUUGCUCUGGCGCAGUCCCGGGCUUCGAGCUUCGAUGAGGCGCAGAGGGAGGUGAUCUACGGGCUGUACGUGCAGUAUGAGCGGCUGAAGCGGCAGAAGGGGGACUACGACCUCUGUGACUAUGUGUACCAUGUGUACAAGGAGCUGGAGAAAGGGGCGACAAGGAUCUGCACUCCUGCUGCUCUCGCAGCUGCCUCUGUUGCUGCUGCUGCUGCUGCUGCUGCUGCUGCUGCUGGUGCUGCUGCUGCUGGCAGGGCUUCGUCUCGUGCUGCUAAGUCCGUCGCCUCUGGUGGCGAUGACAAGGUGCUUGCCGGCCCGCCUUUCCAAUACGUAUACGUGGAUGAGGUGCAGGACUUGACUCAGGCGCAGAUCGCCAUCAUGCGCUUCCUCUGUGCUAACAUGGGUGGUGGGUUCGUCUUCGCGGGUGACACAGCACAGACGAUUGCAAGGGGGGUAGAUUUCCGGUUUCAGGACAUCCGGAGGCUGUUUUAUGAGCUGUUUUUGGGAAAGAAGGUUGACGUGCAGGGGGAGGGGGAAAGUGAGGGUAUGGAGGGCGGAGCAGGGGAGGUUGCUGGUGUUGGUGGCAAAGGUGAUGGUGGGCAGGAGAGGGAGAGAGGAGAGGAGGAGGGUCGGGCACAGGAGAAGCAGGGGAGGUGGGCAGGGGCAGCAAAAGAACGAGGCAAGCAGAAGCUAUCUGCCAAGGGGAGGAGAUUGCUGGAAGAGGUGGCCGGUGGAGCAGCAGAGUCAGCGUCAGCAGCCAGAUCUGUCUCAGACAGGGACAGAGCAGAGCAGUUGGGAGGAGGCAUGGGAGCAAAGACAUCUGCACAGAGCUCCAGGAGCGGAGUUCAGACAUCAGCACAUCAGGAGCGGUCAUCGUGUGCCGAGAUGCCGGAUCUCUUCUUCCUAUCACAGAACUUCCGUGCGCAUAAUGGCAUAGUGCGCCUAGCGGACAGUGUGGUGCGCGUGCUGCUGCACUUCUUCCCGCACGCCGUCGACCGGCUUGCUCCGGAGUUCAGUCUGAUCGAUGGGGAGGCGCCGGUGUUUCUGGAUGCCAAGGCGAGCGAUGAUGUGGUGACGGAGCUGUUCGGGAAGAAAGGGGCCAUUGGAGGAGGCGGGUGUGAAUUCGGAGCCGAACAGGUCAUCUUGGUGCGAGACGCUGAGAGUCGCAAGGAGCUGGUGCAGCGCAUCGGAUCGAGGGGACUCGUGCUCAGUGUGCACGAGUGCAAAGGACUAGAGUUCCAGGACGCCCUGGUCUACAACUUCUUCUCGGGCUCUCCUAUGGCGUCCAGCUGGCGUCUGCUGUACCACUACAUGCGAGAGCAUACCCUCAUUCCCUCAGCAGAGGAGGGGUCCAGCCGUUGGCAGUGCCCUGCGUUUGACUCCAAGAGGCACAAUCUGCUGUGCAGCGAGCUGAAGCAGCUGUACGUGGUGCUGACACGAGCGCGGCAGCGGCUGUGGAUCUACGAGGAGGACGAGGGGGCGAGGCGGCCCGCCAUGGACCUGUGGGGGGCCAUGGGGGUGGUGGCGGUGAAACCCCUCACUGCUGAUCUACUCACGUCCAUGCAUACUGACUCCUCGCCUGAGGGCUGGCACAAGAGGGGCACUGAGCUGUUCAACGCAGGCCAAUUUGAAGCAGCAGUGCUCAGUUUCGAGCGAGCAGGGGACACGCACAGUGCAGCCGUGUCAGGGGCAGCCCUGCUGCAGCAGACAGCCAAGAGGCUGCAGGGCACGGACCCCAAGGAGGCAGGCAGGACGUUCCAGAAGGCUGCCCAGGCGUUCCUGGACGUGGGGAGGCCGAAGGAUGCUGCCCGGUGUUUCAUCAGCGCGGGCAAGAUGGAGCGAGCAGGUAAAGCCGGGGAUUGAGGGUGGGGACUAAAAUGGUGGAGGUUGA